AAAAAUUCUGAUUUUUAAUUUACAUAUGCUGAAAUUUAUAUUUUUACAAUUUCCAAUAAUUACAUUUUCUCAAUUUUUUUAUUUUACAAAUUCUGGUUUUUUUUAUCAUUUAUUUCAGAGUCCAGGUUCCAGACCAGACACAGUAACAACCCAUUUAGGAGCCGAUAUCCUUACUCGUCGUUGUCGAUUUGUUUAUGCAGUAGAGGAGAUUCAUUCUAGCAGAUGUUCAAGGCAAUUUACUGUCUCAGCUGAGCAAAAGGAUUACGAAUCUAUUGAAUUUAAUUGCAAUACAGUAACCGGCUCAGAAAAUGUACCUAAUGGAGUUUGUAAAAAAGAUGACAGGGCAUCUGCCCCUAUUUGUGGUCAAUUCGAAAACUUCAAUUAUACUGUUAUUGGACAGACACCUGACCCAAAAACAAAUGAAAAAAGUAUAUCUGUCAAUAUUACCUUCGAACCACUUCGAAGAAUUUUAAAUUUGAAACCAAAAUAUUAUGUGGCAUUGUAUGGAAAUGCUGUUGAUUAUAAAGGCAAUGAUGAGCGUUUUCUAAGUGGUGUAAAUAUGACAAAUGUGAUUGGCCAAGAAACUAAUUGUGAUAAACUUGGAGAGGAUAAAAUUUGCAAACAUCUUAUAUCAAACAAUUCAAUUAUUUUGAAUGGUCUAAAGAAAGGAAAUAAAUAUGGGGUAGUGUUAUGUGCAGUACUUGAUCCUCGUAAUUUAACAUUUCCUGAAGUGAAUACAACAGAUAAAUCUAUAAAACCAAAAGCUUUUGGAAUUUAUCUGCAAAAAGGGAAGCAUUUGGAAGGUGAUGAGGAAGAAAACUCUGAAGAGGAAGAAGAAAGGAGACGAAUUGAGGGAUAUAAGGCAAAACGAUUUAUCCGCUUUAUGAUUGGCGGUGCUGUUUUAUUAAUAUUUCUUCUGGUUGUCUCAGUCAUUGCCAUCUUCUUUUGGAUUCGACGUUCAAAGAAUCAACUAAAAAAGAAACGUGAAACUUUUGAGGCUAUGCGGAGGGAUAGAGAACAGAGAUAUAUGGACUUCCCUGCUAGAAAAGAAGAUCCAUGGGAACUGGAAAGGCGAAACCUGAUUAUUUAUGAAGAGAAAAAGCUUGGCGCAGGAGCAUUUGGAGCUGUUUAUUUGGGUAAAUUGGUUGGUAUUAGUCGAUUAAAGGCUGCAGGGAAUAAUUUAAGUAUAGGCCUUUUGAGAGCUGAAAAUGCACUUGUGGCUGUUAAAAUGUUGCCAGGUGUUUAUUUAAAUUGUAGGGUUACUGUAUCUUGA
This is a messenger RNA of Meloidogyne enterolobii, 1273 nucleotides long. NCBI's taxonomy places the organism in Eukaryota, Metazoa, Nematoda, Chromadorea, Rhabditida, Meloidogynidae. The record is from the annotation of a GenBank genome assembly.